Messenger RNA from Bombus terrestris (buff-tailed bumblebee), 1107 nucleotides. RefSeq names its product arylalkylamine N-acetyltransferase-like 2. Lineage: Eukaryota; Metazoa; Arthropoda; Insecta; Hymenoptera; Apidae. Gene Ontology annotation, molecular function: N-acetyltransferase activity. The record is from RefSeq and is a predicted model, not a curated record. Bases 182 to 940 code for a protein of 252 amino acids. The transcript is spliced from 4 exons.
UGAUAACACAACUACCGCAUUACACAAUUCAUCGGUCAUUCAGUUAGUAGACUUCAACAAGGCAACAGUAACAGAUGGCAAGUGAUUUUUAAUAGUUAUUUUUCCACGCAUUUUCAUCGCGUAACCGGGCUAUUUGUUACAAUUUUUCUUCGUGCAAUAUAGUUUUUGUAAAACAAAUAUAAUGAGUAAGAACAAGGGAUGCGAACCGUCAGUUACAUUUCCGAUAAAGCCACCUGGCCCACCGAAAGUGUGGAAAACUGUCGAGAUUAAAAAAAAGAACGCGGACGUACCGAUAAAAUUCACCAUUCAAGAGGUACCGGAAGACAGGUACGACGAGGUAGUAGAACAUAUGUGCAAGUAUUUCAUUGCCGACGAGCCCAUGUGUAAAUGUAUAAACGGGAUAAACGAUCCUGAAUACGUGGAAACAUUUCGAUGUCUUUGGGACGAAUUUAUAAAAUGUGGUUUGUCCGUCGUAGCGUUUACAGAGAAUCCAGAUGGUGGGAAACCUAUAAUUGCAGGAGCUAAUAUACUUACGUUAUCUUUCAAGGAUGAAAAGUUCGAUAUGGAGAAAAUUAAGUCAAAGAGGGGGAAUGAUGUGAUGGAUGUUGUGAUAAGAUUGAGCAAAGAAGCAAAUGUGUUUGAAAAAUAUGGGGUGAAUAAAUAUAUGAACGCCUUUGGCCUUUCCGUAAAUCCAAAGUAUCGAGGAGCCUCUCUAGGUGCUCAUCUUCUUAAUGCCAGGGUGGAAGUAGGUCGAGAAUACGACAUUCCGGUAACAGUCACGGCAUUUACCUCGCCGAUUUCACAGAAAUUGGCCGAACGAUGCGGCUUUGAAACCCUGGUUGAAAGAAAUUACGACGAAUUUGUGGAUAAGAAGGGAAAUUUAAUGUUCCCAGGAAUCGAAUCGAAAUCCAUGAAAGUGAUGGGCAAGAGGCUCUUUUAACAUAAACGACAUAUUAAAGAUAUGAUAUCUAGUAGUUUAAUACUAAUUAGUAUUAGUUAAGAUAGGGAUAAGUAUUAGUUAAGAUAGGAAUAGCGAUAAAAAUAAAUGAGAGAAAUGGGACCCCUUGUAAUCCGUAAGGUAAACAAUAAAGAUACUAUUCCAACAUA